AUGUCCAACACCUUGGCCGAGCAGGCCGGUUGGGAGGCCAACCCGCUGGCCUUCGUCUACCGGCAGACCAUGAUCACGCCAGCCGAGAUCCCAUUGGAGUUCGACCUGUCCGACGCGACCCUCAUCAUGACUGGCGCCAGCAGCGGCCUCGGCCUGGAGGCGAGCCGUCAGUUCCUGGAGCGGCAACUGGGGCGGCUUAUCAUGGGGGUGCGGAACACGACGAAGGGCGAUGCGCUCGCCGAGGGCCUGCGACGGGAGUUCCCGAUGGCGCAGAUUGAGGUGUGGCAUCUCGAGAUGGAGUCGUACGACAGCGUGAGGGCUUUUGCGACGCGAUGCAAGAAGGAGUUAUCGCGGAUCGAUAUCGUGAUCCUUAACGCGGGCGUUGUCGCACAGACCUUCACCCGCUCGCGGGAGGGUCAUGAGCUGAUGCUUCAGGUCAACUACCUCUCCACGGCGCUGCAGGCCAUGUUGCUGCUGCCGAUCAUGAAGGAGAACAAGCCGCCUGGCGAGCCGGGCAGGCUGGUCAUCGUCAGCUCGGACACGACGUACUGGCACACGCCGGAGGAGGAUAUGGUGACGGGUUCCCUAUUCAAGCCCGCCGACAAGGAGAGGCGGUGGGGCUCGGCGAAGAACUACCAGAACUCAAAAUUCCUUGGGCAGUUGUUUAUGGACAAGCUGGCGACGUAUGUUAGUCCGGAUCAGGUCAUUGUGAACCUGGCCAACUCAGGGCUCACGGCCGGCACCAACAUCAUCAAGCCAGCGACGGAAACCUUCUUUACGGGGCUAUUCAAGAAGACGCUAGGCCGCAGUGUUGAGAUUGGGGCCAGGAGCUACCUCGAUGCGGCGCUGGUAAAGGGGCCUGAGAGCCACGGAAGCUUUACCUCCGAUGGAGUGAUCAAACCUUGGCCGGCGAUCAUGUACACCUCGGAGGGUGCUGGCUUGAAGGAGAGACUUUGGAAGGAGACUAAGAGGGAGCCUGGCUUUGCAGAGGCUUUUGAGGUGAUUGAGAGAGGCAUUUAA
Colletotrichum chrysophilum is the source of this 1020-nucleotide messenger RNA. RefSeq lists its product as uncharacterized. The coding region runs from base 1 to 1020 and encodes 339 amino acids. The record is from RefSeq and is a predicted model, not a curated record. The transcript is spliced from 2 exons. NCBI's taxonomy places the organism in Eukaryota, Fungi, Ascomycota, Sordariomycetes, Glomerellales, Glomerellaceae.